AUGGCUUUAGAUACAGUGCCUGCGCCCUCCGAAAUUGCUCACCUGGGGUUCCGAUCCAAGAACCCCGAGAAACUAGUCGACUUCUACCAGAGAUUCUUAGGCGCAAGGGUCCAACUCGCCAACGACUUCAUUUCCCUUCUCGCGUGGGACAAGGAGCACCACCGCCUGGCCAUCAUCAACGACCCCUCGGCCGCUGCCAAAGAUGAAGGUGGCUGCGGAAUAGAUCACAUCGCACUAAAGUUCGCCUCCGUGGGCGACCUGGUUAAGGUAUAUCGGGCGGGCAAGGAGGCGGGCAUCACACCUUUUCGAUGCCUCAACCACGGGGUAUCCAGCAGCUUGUACUACAAGGACCCCGAUGGCAAUCAUGUUGAGGUCAUGAUCGAGGCCUACGACAACCCGGAGGACGUAGAGAAGUACAUGAAGACCCUGGAUCCCAUGAAGAUCAAGCUGGCCAAAUUCGACCCCGAAGAUCUGCUGCGCAGAGUCGAUGCCGGGGAAGAUGAGGAAACCUUGAGAAGAGCAGGUUUCAUUGGCCCACCCCCUACAGCGCUGGAGUGCUGA
Molecule: messenger RNA, 561 nt
Organism: Colletotrichum graminicola M1.001
Lineage: Eukaryota; Fungi; Ascomycota; Sordariomycetes; Glomerellales; Glomerellaceae
Product: glyoxalase/Bleomycin resistance protein/Dioxygenase superfamily protein
Exons: 1
Coding region: 1-561 (186 amino acids)
Source: RefSeq, a predicted model, not a curated record